AACGUCACUUCACAACCAGUUUCAACAAAACAAAGCUCUUGUCAGAGCUCAAAGAAAUUGGAUCAUGUAUGGAACACGAUCGGGAGAUUUGUUCUCUCACCUUUGAGCAAGCUUGCACAGAUUUCUUCACGCUCAAGAACGAUUUUACAUGUAAUCUUUUAAGGGGGUGCGACUUUUAUUAAUUUCUUCCCCAUGUGUUGCCGUAGUACUGUUAUCCCAUUGGUCUUUGUCGAUCAGUCUUCUGAGUUGAUUUGAAGAUGUCUGCUUAAAAAUGAACAGUUCUAAGGUGAUUUCAGACGAGAUUGACGGAGCGACGAGACAAGGCCACGAAGAACUUGCCAAAGGAAACAUCGAAGAGGCCUGUAGUUCGUUUGAAAAGGCUGUCCAACUUGCGGAGGAUCUCAAGGAGGGCUUUACUGAAAGAGCGUGCUAUUUCAACUUAGGAGCAUGUUACGUCGCGAGGGGUGAUGCUAAACGAGGUGUCGAAUUUUUGCUCAAAGCUUUUCCUCCAGAAAAGGAAUCAGAUGGCGUUACAAACUAUGCGGAUUUGCAAUACAAUUUAGCAACAGCGUAUGAUGCUCUUGGCGAGGUACAUGAGGCUGUAAAAUACUUUGAAAUCGCCGCAGAGGAAUAUAAGACGCAAGGAAAUGAAGAAAUGCGAGGGGAAACUCUCCUUAAACUGGGCAAUGAUUGUACGAAUCGCGGUGAAAUUAAAAAAGCCGCUGAAUUUUAUCAGCAGGCUGCUGAAAUUUUCCAGGAACUUGGCGAUAAGAAGACUCAGCUACUUAUUUUAAACAAUCUCGCCAGCUUACUGGCGGAGCUUCGCGACAUAGGACGCUGCGGAGCAGUGCUAACUCAAGUUAUUGAAUUGUGCGUUGAAGUUGAUGACGUUCCUCUUAAGGGUAAGUUGUUAUUCCUUUUGUCAGUGAACGAUAUUGUUGUAGUUUUUAUGUAUAUUAUUACAUUUUAAUAACUAUAUGAAGUAGUUAGUACUCAGGCAGACUUAAUUGAUGACAGUUUUUAGCGCAUCAGUCAACAUGGGCUAAUUGUUUGAAAUACCAUUACUUCCCAUGACAACACGACAAGAACCAUGCAUUCUCCUUGCAGAGGCUGCAAAACGUUUUGAAACGUGGGGCAGGGUGGGGAGCUCAUCUUCCAUUCACAUACCCCUACUCAGAUUUUCCAAAUGCCCUUUGCAUUGUUCUUUGGCACAAUCAAACCUCUCUUCAAAGUGUCUAGUGUUUCCGUAAUCGAUUUGUGACUAGGCUGUUGUUCAGGUGGCCCUGCUUCAUGGUGUUUCUCAGGUAGUUCUGGAGUUGUCUGAGGGCAGAAUAGAGACCUUUAGCAUCAGGUUUUUCAUGAGAAACCGCAAAUCGCAGUUCGCAGUUAUGCAUUUGAAGUUUCACGUUGCUGAGAUUUCAGAUUUUAGCAAGGCGUCCAGUUUAGUUCAGUUCAGUUCAUUUUUAUUUAGCCAAAAUAUAAUACAACACAAGAAUACAUAUAGGAAUUGUAAGUUGGCAAGGGAGGCCAGAAGACACCAGAAGGCUUAUGAAGCCUGGGCUCCCUAGUCACGAAGAAAAAAACACCUUGCCAUAAAUCACUUACUGCUAGAAGCCUCUCCUGCAGUUCAAACGUGAACUACAAACUGCAAACAUGACUGCAAGGCAGUGGUCACAUGACAUUCUGCGGUUUGUGGUUUGCGGUUUUCCAUGAAAAACCUGAUGCUAAAGGUCUCUAAUAUGUGCGCUCUACGUCACAGGUAUUGUCAAAUACAAAUUUUUGUUUGGGUUGGGGGGGGCUCGGGACCCCCUGCCCCCCCUGCUCUGUGCCUUAUGCUUUGGAAGAGUUUUAAAAUGAAGCCUUCUCAAAUGGCAUUGUAAAUGCUAUGGUAUAAUAAGUGUGAGAAUUUAUAUAAAGAGAGUGUUUAUAAUUUCUCUUACAAUACUGGUACACAAUUAGAAACUACUGUAACUUUUACCCAGGGGAAGGUCAUCAGCAAUUGAAUGCAACACAUGGAGCACUAUUUACAACUGCGUUUAAUUUUGACUUAUCUAUAAUAUCUUCAUUAGGUCAAUGUUUUUUGCCUACUUUGUAGCAAGCUCAGCUUGGUUCCAAACAUUUUCUGUUUGAUAUGAGAUACUGGCAUAUAUAUGUUGACAUGCAAGCUGCCAAAUCAUAAUCAAACCUUCUUUGGUUGAAUGUCGUACACAUGACUCUAUAGUGUGUAGAGGAGAACUGUAAGUGUAGCAUUUAGCUGAGGUCUUUCGGAGAACUAGAGAAUACACCAAAAGUUAGGAAUUCACCAAAUUUAGCAGAAAUGCAAUGUUUAUAAUACUGUCUUGGACGCUCUUAGUGUGACUACAUUGUCGCCAGUCUGUACCUAAGACUGUGAGUAGCCAUAUACAUUGUACAGUGCUGGCAAUUUUGCCACUAAAUUAACUACAUAAUAUUACACCUUACUUGGAGAUUGUGUAUCGUCCGGUGUCAAGAAAAAUGAGGCAAUUUAAAAACUGAACAAGCAUUGUUGUGGAUGCAACAUAUUGUUUACCUAUUUCUCCACUUGAAGUUGGCUUCUUUGAUGCAAAAAUGAUGAUUUGAAUCUGGCUUUAGAAAAGCGUAUUUCACAUCUAAACAAAUACUGCUUAGUUUAUGCACCAACGAAAUUUCAGGGCAAAAUUUUGAAGUCAGGAUAGUGUAGUCACUUAAUCCACUUGAAAAAGAAACAUGUCAUGCUUGUUAACCCUUUAAGUCCCAAUGGUGACCAACAUCAAUAUUCUCUUAACACUAUCCAUACAUUGUUAAGAGAUUAGGUUAUGAGAAUUAAUAAAAUGAUCACCAAAGAGAAAAUACCUUGAUCUUUUAUCAAAUUCUCUUAACUCAUUCUCUAAGGAAAUGUAUGAAGACCAGUUUGGAGGAUUUGUAUGUGGAUAUAUCAGACUAUAUGAGACUGAUACAUCAUUUAAUAUUCAGACACCAAGCAAGAAGUUGGAAAUGAGGUGCUGCCAAACAUUUUAGCCAGGUGUUUUACUUUUUGCGGAAUUUUAUGGCAGUUAGGAUUUUGACAUCCAUGCUCUUUUGAUUGCCACUGAGUUCCUUGGUUUCUCUUCAUGAAUCAUAAAUGUUUUUAAAAGUCUUAUUUCCAAGUGUUUAAGUUGUUGUGAGCUCUUCUAAUCAACAAGUCCAGUAUCGCGGGGCACCCAACAACGGUUUCCUCUUAAAUACAUUAAAAACUCUUUUAGGCUAUCCAGAAUACUUUCAGAUCUCUAGAAAUGCAUUCUUAGUGGCGCUACAAAAUUUUUUGUCUGUUUGGUCACCCUAGGGUAACUUGAGCCUUUUCGAAUUUACAAGGGUUUUCGUUGUUAUUUUUCCAAAAAGUUUAGAUACAAUUUAAAGUUUUAUGACAGGGUGAAAAUUUUCCUGAUUCCUCUCUUCAUCACCGUUUUUAAUCCAAAAAUUUUAGGUUUCUUUUCCUAUGAACAAUAGCUGAUCAUGGUGAGUGAAAUGUGUAAAAUUCAACUUCAGAAAAUCAUAGGGAACUUAUAAGAUAACCUUCGAAAAUCAUACAUGAAUGGCACAGACAUCUAAAUGUUGUAGCUGUUCCCAAUAAGCUACAGAAAAUUCUAGGCAAUUUUAGCUUGUCGGAUCAGUUAUUUCACAGAAAAAAGUAUGCAGUAUGUCAAGUCUAUUUUCUUUUUUUUUUUUGUUAGGUAAAGUCUACAACGACAUUGGUCUACUGUAUAAUGGAUUAAAAUCUUACAAGAAUGCUGCAGAGUGCUUUGAGCUGGCAAUUCCUCUGAUGCGUACGGAAAAUCCUGACAAGUCACUGGAAGCUGUUCUUCAACAAAAUUUAGGAGCUGUUUAUAACCAGCUUAAGGAAUACAACAAAGCAAUGGAUUGUCAUAGGCAAGCAGUCUCUCUUCAUGGUGAGAAACGUGUCAUAUUUUUUUAACAAGCUCGUCUUGGAGAUUGAACUAAUCCUCACCCUUACUAUCGGCAGAAAAUAAAUAAAUAAAUAGCAAUUGAGCAAUAGCACAUCCACAAAAUGGUUUUUCGUGAACCAUGCAUGAUUAAAUAGGAAUUGUAAGUUAAGUAGAGGGGAAAACCGGAGAAACCCAGAGAAAAACCUCUCUGAGCAAGGGUGAGAACCAUCUACAAACUCAACUCCCCCCUCUAAUACCUAGUGUCUCCCUCCCUUUAGUCCUAAUUUGAUCAUGAAAUAUUAAGCAUUGUUGCGUAAUUUCCUCCUUUAUUAUAUAAACACCAAUGAAAUACCAUGUGAGCUUUUGCACAAAAACUUGAUGUCUUCACUUGUGAAAAUAACAUGUUAUCUUCACCUGUGAAAAUAUCACCAUUGCUAUGCCUUCACACCAAAAAACUAUUAAAGUGAAAUGGCUGGGUAGUUCAUUGGUGUUUGUAUAAUAAAAUUAAUAGAACAUUACAUGGCAGCUUGGAGAUACAAAAUUUCUCUUCUCGUGUUGAAAAAUAUUUCAACACUCGAAGAGAAAUUUCGUAUCUCUGCACGGCCAUAUAAUAUCCUCUAUAUCUCUUCCACUUCCUGCCCUUUAUAACUCCCACUUCCCUAGUUUGAAAUUUCAGCGGUCUCUUCACCCCUCCCAUGGCCACUCUUUGGGGAUGUGGGGCGAACAGAUGGCUGACAUUUUAUUUUAGACUACCACAUCCCUCUCUUUCCUGUCCUGCCUUUAAUACCCCUUCUGUCCCCUAUUUUCCCGGGCUCCCACCCCCUGUCCUCCCACACAACUCACAUGUACAUUCACUGGCACAGUAAUAUUUGACCCCUUUAGUACCUACAUAGUUACUCACAAGUGACUUUCAUACCAGUUGAUGCAUAUGCACGCCUAUCGGCAGAGUGGUCAGUAGAAGGACUAGAGUGUAGUAUAAUCAAGGUUGUCUAGUGUCAACGCGAGAUUUGACUUGGCAUUUUUAUUAAGUGACUUUUAUGCGUUCAAUUCUUUAGGUGAGUUAUCCAACAGGUCAGCCCAGGGACAAGCUUUCUGUAACAUGGGAUUCGCUCAGAGCCAACUCGGAGAUCAUAACAAAGCUGGAGAAAGCUUCAGUCAUGCAAUCCAAGCAGCUAAGGAUUCGGCUGAUAAGAGCGGCUUGUGGCAAGCUUACGAGGGUUUGGCCGCCGUCAGCUUUCUUAAACAGGACUAUGACAAGGCUGUGGAGAACUAUAAGUCAGCUCUGUCUGUUCUUUCAACUUCUGGGGACGCUGAUCCUGACCACAAUAACAGGAUUGUCAGUAAACUUGCUAAUGCCUUGGAAUGCCAGUUGGUUCUCGCCAAGAGGUUAAAUGGAAGGCUACCUCCUUUAAGACUUGACAGCUUGAAGGGUGAUCGCUCGGCAGACAAGAGUGAACGCAAGAGCAAACGGGUGGGAAAAACCCGCUCCAGACAGGAGCACCACCAGCUGAUAGCUCGUGGGAUUGACGGAGAUCAGACUCCUUCAGAGUCGGAGGAUUCUUUUGAUUGGUCUUCAGAGGAAUCUAGUGAUGAUCAAGAAGAAAGUCAGCAUGAGGAACCUGACAAGGGAAAAAGGCGCGGUCCGCAGGGAGUGAUAACCACAGAAGCAGAGGUUCAUCACGAGAGAGCUUUAAUUUCUAGGUCACAGAAGAAGUCUUCGACGGAUUCGAGUGUAGAAGAAGCGCCUGUGAGGGAGGAGGGCAGCGCAAGGAGAAGUAAAAGACAUCGUCAUUCAAGAAAACCCCAAAAUACAUCGCCCAGAGAACAACUAAAAUCCACGCAGGAAGAGUACAUCUAUGAAGAGCCACCGAAUGACGUUGAUAACUCAAGAGUAUCCGGUAGAGAUUUUUCUCCAGCAAAGAGCGACUACUCUGAUGACAUGCCGCGUGCCCACAGAGAAGCUUAUCUGGCGUCAGUACAGGCUGCUAAAGGAACCAGGUCAUCACCCAACGGUACUGAAGUGAAAAAAGACAAAGAAAGCGUGCAGUCCAGAACUUGUGUUAUUCAGUAGUAGAAUUAUGGAGACUACUACAACUACUACAUAUGCGAGUGAAAUCAUAUUUUUUAAAGAAUGAUAGCAACAGAACGUAAUAUUUUUGUAAAGUCCGUUUUUGCAUUUAUACUUCGUUAUUGAGAAGGGGUGCUUAAUAUCUUUUUUUUCAGACUUUGUUUAGGUUCGCGAUGUGAACAUGUUUUGGAACGUUAAGGUGACAGCAAUAUUGUAUGGUGUUCGUUUAGUAAUUCGCAGGGGUGUACCUAUCGCGUUAAUUAACAAUGCAAAAACCGUCAACAAACUUUACCUUUGAAUUUCUUGGUUAAUGGUUGAUCGUUUAAGAAGCUGUAAGGGAGACUUGAAAUCGAGUUUAGAAUGAUAUCUAAAAACGUUGACACAUAAACGUUAGUCUAAAAAAAGUAUUCUGCUUCUAGUCCAUCCUUAUUUUCUUUUCUAUGGGAUGAAAAUAUUGCGUCUCUUGUUUGAUACUGAUUUCUUGAAGGUAUUUUUAAUGUUACUGUAAAGCAAAGAAGUUGUCCUUUCUUGUAUUCAAGUAAACCGGUUCUGAUGUACUCUUAAUAAUACAGUGCUAUUUGUCUUUUGCAUUUUACACGAUCAGAUUUAGCC
Messenger RNA from Porites lobata, 6600 nucleotides. The record is from the annotation of a GenBank genome assembly. Lineage: Eukaryota; Metazoa; Cnidaria; Anthozoa; Scleractinia; Poritidae.